Molecule: messenger RNA, 213 nt
Organism: Morchella importuna
Lineage: Eukaryota; Fungi; Ascomycota; Pezizomycetes; Pezizales; Morchellaceae
Exons: 1
Coding region: 1-213 (70 amino acids)
Source: RefSeq, a predicted model, not a curated record
AUGACCCCGCGCACGCCGCUGUCCCCUAGGCCUUCUGCCGCCGAUAAGAUGCAUAUGCCAUUCCGCGCGCGAGAGCGCCAAGACAGCACUGCUUCAGCAGCCUCGUCGGCGUCGUCCUCAAUGUCUUCGUCUACGAUAUCGAGUGGCUACAGCAGCUGCACUGAAUAUGACGCGGACGUACCAAGCAAGGGUUGGCCGAGCACGCAGUUUUGA